AUGGCUAUAAAUGUGUAUUCAACUAAUGUGACAUCUGAUAACCUAAGUCGUCAUGACAUGUUAGCAUGGGUAAAUGAUACUCUGUCUGCAAGUUUUACGAAAAUAGAAGAACUAUGUUCAGGUGCUGCUUACUGUCAAUUUAUGGAUAUGUUAUUCCCUGGUAGUGUGCAAAUGAAACGAGUCAAGUUUAGAACAAAUCUUGAACAUGAAUAUAUACAAAAUUUUAAAAUACUUCAAGGGGCUUUUAAAAAGAUGGCUGUUGACAAGGUGAUACCUGUUGACCGCUUAAUCAAAGGACGUUUUCAAGACAAUUUUGAAUUUUUACAAUGGUUCAAAAAGUUUUUUGAUGCUAAUUAUGAUGGACGUGAUUAUGAUGGCCUUGAUGCUCGUGGUGGUGUUAUGAUUGGUUCUGGUGCAGCAGAAGUGUGUGGAUUUCAAGCACCUCCACCAUAUCGUGUACCACAAGCUGCUCGUGCUUAUAAAAGCCCGUCCUAUGGACAUGUGUCUAAUCGUGUACCCACAACAAGACCAGCAGCACCAGCCAAUCAGCGUGAUAGAGGCGAUCAUAAAAUUGAUGAACUUACUAGACAGAUGAGUGAAUUGAGAGUUACAGUUGAGGGUUUGGAAAAAGAACGUGAUUUCUAUUUUGGUAAAUUGCGUGAUAUAGAGGUGAUAUGCCAGGAACAAGAAAGUGAACAUCCAUUAUUCUCUAAAGUAUUGGAAAUUCUUUAUGCCACUGAGGAAGGAUUUGCUGCUCCAGAAGAGGUUGAUACUAACAAUCACGAUGAUGAUGAAGCUUACUAA
Molecule: messenger RNA, 804 nt
Organism: Macrosiphum euphorbiae (potato aphid)
Lineage: Eukaryota; Metazoa; Arthropoda; Insecta; Hemiptera; Aphididae
Source: the annotation of a GenBank genome assembly